This is a messenger RNA of Larimichthys crocea (large yellow croaker), 3123 nucleotides long. It is a transcript of the gene usp3, whose product is annotated as ubiquitin specific peptidase 3. Gene Ontology annotation, biological process: protein deubiquitination. The record is from RefSeq and is a predicted model, not a curated record. Lineage: Eukaryota; Metazoa; Chordata; Actinopteri; Sciaenidae. The transcript has 15 exons. The coding region runs from base 566 to 2407 and encodes 613 amino acids. Gene Ontology annotation, molecular function: zinc ion binding; cysteine-type deubiquitinase activity.
GCUGCUGCGCAUGCGUGCCACGGUGACACAAGUUCAGUAUAAGCAGCCAGAGCUUUUAAAUGACGUUAAAUAUUAGGAGCUUUUAAGUGUCAGAAGUUACAAAUACAUUAAAAAACACCGUCAACCCAAAUAUAAGACACAUACACGACGUGUGAGCAGCUCGGGGGAGAGUAAGCGAAGGAGGAAGUAUUCCUCCGGAGCUUCUUCAUCUUUGUUUUGUAGCCGGCAGCCGCGACGUCACUUCCUCAAGUUAUUUCCAUUUGUUUGUGGCAAACGCCAGUAGUUACACACCAAAGAUUACGGUUACUGUUUUAAUUUCCCGUGUGUCAGGGUGGAAACGGCGGCGUCUUUUUUUAUUUUAUUUUUUUUCCGUGAGCUUGCCGCGCGACGGGAUAAUUCAAGAGAUGUAGCGGCUCGCAGGCGCGAGACAGGAAAAACGUGCGCUCGCGAACACAAGUAGUUGUCCUGCUAACGGUAGCUUAGCUCAGUUUGGGGUUAAUUGGCUAACUAUUGUUAGCUGGCUGGUGUUUUUGUCGGCUGACAUUAGUUGAACCCGCUCACACUGAUGGAGUGCUCUCAUCUGAACUCAAACGUGAGCUGUCCGCUCGAGUCCUCCAGGUUCCCUAACGGUACUCCGUCCUCUUGGUGUUGCAACGUUUGCAGGUCCAAUAAAAGUCCAUGGAUUUGCCUUACCUGCCUGAUGGUCCAUUGUGGAAGAUAUGUCAGUGGACAUGCAAAGAAACACUUUGAAGAGAGCCAAGUCGUUGGUCCUAGUCAAAAGAAGGGUGAGAAACAGGAGAAAGAGAAAUCCCAUCAUUCUGUCUGCAUGGACUGCAGCAACUACAGUGUGUUCUGUUACAGAUGUGAUGACUUUGUUGUCAAUGACACCAAACUCGGGCAGGUGCAGAAGGUGAGGGAACAUCUUCAGAGUUUAGAAAACUCGUCACUGAUGGGUGACAGACAGAGGAAAAGAAGACUUCAGGACAGCCCAGCUCCAGACAGCAAGUUGUUAAAAGACAAUGAUGGAGUGGCGUUAGGUGCUACAGGGCUGAGGAACUUGGGCAACACAUGUUUCAUGAAUGCCAUUCUGCAGUCUCUCAGCAACAUCGAGCAGUUCAGCUGUUAUUUCAAGGAGUUGCCUGCGGUGGCUCUACGCAGUGGUAAGACGGCAGGAAGAAGGAUGUAUCACACCCGCAGCCAAGGGGACAACAGUGUGUCUUUAGUGGAGGAGUUCAGGAAAACUCUUUGUUCCCUGUGGCAAGGCAGCCAGACCGCCUUCAGUCCUGACUCUUUGUUUUAUGCUAUAUGGAAAAUUAUGCCAAGUUUCAGGGGCUAUCAGCAGCAGGAUGCCCAUGAGUUUAUGCGGUACCUGCUAGACCACCUCCACAGGGAGCUCCAAUACAGUCGCAAUGGGGCGUCUCACCCAGUCUCACCUCAGGAUGGAGUCAGACUCUCCACUGCAGAGGGAAAAUGCUGCAUAAAUGGGACUGCCAGUGUUGUCACAUCCAUUUUCGGUGGCAUACUUCAGAACGAAGUCAACUGCCUCAUAUGUGGGACAGAAUCUCGGAAGUUUGAUCCAUUUCUUGAUCUAUCUUUGGACAUUCCUAGCCAGUUCAGACAAAAGAGGAGUAAGGACCAGGAACCAGGGCCAACAUGCACCUUACGUGACUGCUUACGUAGUUUCACUGACCUGGAAGAACUUGAUGAAACAGAGCUGUACUAUUGCCACAAGUGUAAAAAAAGACAGAAAUCCACUAAGAAGUUCUGGGUCCAGAAGCUGCCAAAGGUUUUGUGUCUGCACCUAAAAAGGUUCCACUGGACAGCCUUUUUGAGAAACAAGGUGGAUACCUACGUGGAGUUUCCACUGAAAGGCCUGGACAUGAGAGGCUACUUACUUGAGCCAGAGAAUUCAUUACCAGAGAGCUGCCUGUAUGACCUUGUUGCUGUUGUAGUGCAUCAUGGAUCUGGGGUUGGAUCAGGGCAUUAUACAGCAUAUGGCAGCCACGAGAGCCGCUGGUACCACUUCAAUGACAGUACAGUGACUCUGACCAAUGAGGACGCAGUGAGGAAGGCCAAGGCCUACAUCCUCUUCUACGUGGAGAGGACUGACCAUGUGGCCUCAGACAAGACUGCCACGAACAGCACAGCCACAAACAGGCCUGCUGUGGACGCAGCAGCCAUGGACAGCGUUUCCUCCGAAGUAGUUGCUCAGGACAAGAGUGCAGCAGACGUGGUUUUGAUGGACGUGGCGGUCCCAGAUAAUGCCGCGUUGGAAAACGAGGGCGAAGACAUGGCUGAACUGCAUAGCGCUGACACAGCUUCAAUGGAGGCUGUCUCAGACGGGGAUACCUCAGACAAGGCUGCAACAGAGGAAGCCAGCCAAGCUAUACAAGCUGCUGCACAAUGAUUCUGCCUCAGACCAGCUCGUCUCUCCAUUUUUGGCUUCACCUCAAUCACUUUUCUCACAGUGCUUGGUUAAUUUUCACGUUGUAUGUGCAACUGUUUUGUUUUAAAAUGACCUGCAUGACGGCAUCAUGUAUAAUUUGCUGCUUGAGUUUUGUUUAGUAUGACUUUUUUCGCAUUUAUUUCCUUGAUGUUAUAUUCCUCGGUCGAGGUAGACUCCUCCGUAUGUAAUAGAUUCCAAAGGUGAUUAAAAUACUGAAGUAAAGCUGUAGCCUUGGGAAAACCUCAGUUGGUCCAAUGUUUAGUCUAGACUUUGAGAUGAUUGUGUCAAGACACUGUGUCAUUGUAACAAUAUUUGGAGUUUCUAUUGUUUUUAAAAGUUUCUAAUUUUUUUUUUUAAUUUCCACCUCUUGAAAACCUUGUAGUUCUGUUUUCCAGUUAUUAGGGAAGAUUUUAGCAUAUAGAAUGCAAUGCAUUUAUUGACUGACAAGUGCUCAUUAGGGCUUUAGAAAGCUAUUUUAACUUCUUGACCAGAACCAAUGUGAAAGAUCAUUCUCAAAUUGUUUGUCUGUAUUGACGCUGGAGUAUAAUUUAACGUUUGAUGUUGAUCCAAAACGGGCUUAAAAAACACGCCCUGAUUAAAAUGCUCUUUGAAAACAUGUAUCAAGUGAUAAAAUAUAAUGGAUCUUUUUUCAAAUGUUUGAUUUUUAAUUUUUGUUU